GAACACAUUGUAAGAAAGAGAGACAGACAGAGAGAUGGAGACAGUGUCCGACUAAAGAGACAGAAAGCUGAUGAAAGACAAAGUGACAGGUCAAGAUUGAGUGUAAGAUAUCAAGAGGAGUGGACAAACUAAAGGGGGAGGAGGAGUCUGGUCUGAGAAGAAGCUAAAAAGAGUGGAGCGCGAAAAGAAGCCUUCAAAACACUGAACCCACCGAGGCAGAAGGUGAGACACGGGGUUGAAAUGGAAUAAACUAGAAUCUGGCAAGAACUAGGCUGACAAAAUGAAUUAUCAUCACUGAAGGAAUUACCGAAAACAUAAACAGACUGUGCGAAGGCACCAGAGGGGAUCAGAAGACAAUUCAAUGUAACAAGGUUAUCUUUUCCACUUGAAAAACAAAACACAGUGGAAAUCACCGAAGAACAUCUUUAGGAACUACCGUCAACAAGAGGACUAUUCCCAAAGUAACAUAUUUCCUCAUCCUCGGAUCUUCUGGACCACAAAUCAGUUCCAGCGUGUGAACCCAAAGGACGUUCGGUCACCUUUUUGUUGUGGGAUGGAAGCUGUGCAUUGAGCUGCCAAGUAGGGGUUGAGUGUGCUGGACGCUUAUCUACUGACACUGCAGCAUGAAGCUCAGGCAUGGGGCUGGAGGGGCACUGAUGGCCUUGCUGUUGAGUUUCCUGCUGACUACAUGCACCACACAAGACAGUGAAGAGAGCCUGGAGUUGCUGGAUGAAAACAACACAGUCAGCACAGAGAGCCCUGAGACUGUAUCAUCAGACUUAACCUUCGUGAGCCCCCGCAAGACAUGGAUAGCCUUUAGAGACAACUCCAACAAGGGUGGAAAUAAGAAACCAAGAGGAAACAAAAGGCCCUCCAAGCAUGGCCUACCAGGUCCACCAGGUCCUCCGGGCCCCCAGGGGCCUCCUGGUCCACCUGGCCCCCAACUGCCCCAUCAUCCAGAAUUGAUACAGGACUUCCAAGUCAAAUUGAAAGAGAUGGUAGAAACUCACUGUCUGCAAUGUGAUCAACCACCUCGUGUGGCCACGGCCUUCCGCUGCCGACUGCAGCACAACCUGAUCGUACCCCGUCGCAGUCUUCAGGAGCUCCAGCCCUUCAGCACUCCUUCAAACACAGAGCAAUUCCAUCAGAGAGGACAGGCUUUUAACACCAGCAGUGGCCGAUAUACAGCUCCAGUGUCUGGCUUCUACCAGCUCACAGCUAGUCUGCUACUAGACUCAAACGAGUCUCAAAAGAGGCCUCAGGCCAGGCAGAAGGACUGUGUCAAGGCCUCCAUAUGUAUAGAGUCUCUGUGCCAGAGUAACGUGUCUUUAGAGACGGUGACUGGGGUGAGUGCUACAGGGGGAGUAUUCAGUAUUCUACUUACUGGAACGCUUUACCUGCAGGCUGGCGAGUAUGUGUCUAUUCUCAUUGACAAUGGAACAGGCUCAGCCCUCACAAUUCUCCGUGACAGUUUGUUUUCUGGCAUCCUCAUUGGAGUAUAAAGACACCUAAUUCCAGUUUCAGUGUUUAUGUAAAGUAUUCAUGACAAAGUAGAGUAAUUGCCUAAGAGAAAGCAUCUAAAAGAGACUGGAAGACGCUUCAGUAAUUAUAUCCUUAAUGCUGUUGCCGGGGCAGCAGGAUAGCACUGUUAUUGCUUUCCAAAAUAAUGGCAACAAUCAAAUGCUGUUUAUAGAGGUGUAUGUAAUUUUUAUGUGAUAUGUUUAUAUAUUCCAUUCUAACAGGACUGAAGUUUAUUUAUUUGCUUUUUGAAAAAAAAUGCUGAUAUUUGUGUGUGUUUGUAAUAAAACAC
Messenger RNA from Triplophysa dalaica, 1810 nucleotides. RefSeq names its product erythroferrone. Bases 624 to 1502 code for a protein of 292 amino acids. The transcript is spliced from 9 exons. The record is from RefSeq and is a predicted model, not a curated record. Gene Ontology annotation, molecular function: hormone activity. NCBI's taxonomy places the organism in Eukaryota, Metazoa, Chordata, Actinopteri, Cypriniformes, Nemacheilidae.